Molecule: messenger RNA, 1578 nt
Organism: Didymosphaeria variabile
Lineage: Eukaryota; Fungi; Ascomycota; Dothideomycetes; Pleosporales; Didymosphaeriaceae
Exons: 1
Coding region: 1-1578 (525 amino acids)
Cellular component (GO): actin cortical patch
Molecular function (GO): phosphatidate phosphatase activity
Source: RefSeq, a predicted model, not a curated record
AUGUACAUUAAGGCUUCGCAGCACGCGUUGCUGCUCGCUGCCGCAUUCAAAGCGGCGAACGCGGUCGCGAUCCCGGAUCCUACGGCUGCCCCGGUACCAGUCGAAGCACGCGCCCCUAUCACGACGCCAGCACCGAUAUACUUUGCAGGUGGCCGUAGCUAUGUUGUUGACAAGCGCAACAUCUUGGACGAUAUCAAAAACGGCGUAGACAGCGUCGCGGCUUCCUGGGGCAGUGUCCUAGGCACCGACCUGCCCAGCUACUUCACGGAAGGCAUCCCCAAUUUUUUCCAAGAUCUGCCCACCGGUGACCAGGUGAAAUCGUCGCUCGGAAUUAAAGAUGAUGAUCUUAAAGCGUCGCCGACCGAGGUGCUUAACGUGCCACCGUAUGCCAAUUGGACUGACCAGGGCUGGAAUGUGCGCUUCCACGGAAAUGUCUACAAGAUGCCGAACAUAUCACAAUCAAAGCUGGAUGAUCUGGCGAACAUAUUCUUAAUCGAUGUCGAACUCAAGGAUCUGCCUGAGAGCCAGCAGAAUCAGGCGAGAAAUCUGACCAAAGAGAUCUUUAUUGUGCAGCAGGGCGACCAGAACGUCACGCUGCACCUUGAGCCUGCUCCUUCAAAUGGUGGUGACGGCGAGCCCGGCGGCAGCAAUGCCAUUACACCUCCAGGUGGCUCUCAGAACGUCACAUUACCCUAUGAAACUACCUCUCAGGGUGACUUCGAUGUGUUCGUGCCUAUCAAAAACGUAUCUGGCGGAGGACUACUUGCUGGAAACCAAACCAACAAUGUUCAGCGACUCAACGUGUUCGCCAACGGCACACUCACUGGAAAUGCCACUGCGUACCUCGUACCGACCGAGGGUAUCACGUUUAUCUCCGAUAUCGACGAUAUUCUUCGCGUUACGAAGAUUUACGACCCUAAAGAAGGCUUGCUGAACUCCUUUGCCAGGCCCUUCACCCAGUGGAUGAACAUGCCUGAGAUCUAUGCCAAUUGGUCGAUGAGUCUGCCAAACAGCACGCACUUCCACUAUUUGACAACCACCCCAGAGCAAGUCACGCGUAAUUAUAUGGACUUCAUCUUCAAGACGUACCCUGGCGGCUCUUUCGAUACUCGACCACUGAACUUCUCCGACGUCAGUGCUACCUUGUCGAUCCGCAAAUACCUACUUGACAGGGUCUUCGAGACCUUCCCAAAGCGAAAAUUCGUGCUUGUUGCCGACACCUCCAACUCGGACGUCAUGAAAGCCUACCCGCAACUCGCGCACGAUCAUCCAAACCAAGUGCAGUGCAUCUUGCUGCGUAAUACCUCGUCGACCGAUGACAGCGACUGGUUCCCGUACGACACUUCUGGCUUUGAGGGCCUCAAUAACAAGAGUUACAUGUUCUUCAAUGUUCCGGACGAUCUGCGUGGCCUCGACAUCGCCAAUGGGCAAUGUUUGAACGAAACUAUCCGCCAGAACGUCACUUUUGCGCGCCAAGAUGAGGUUCUGGGCAUCCAUGGUGCAGGCACUUCGUUGACGGGCAGUGCGACGAUUAGCCUGGUCGUCGCUUUGUUUGCUACCGUUUUCAUGGUUUUGUAA